Molecule: messenger RNA, 414 nt
Organism: Postia placenta MAD-698-R-SB12
Lineage: Eukaryota; Fungi; Basidiomycota; Agaricomycetes; Polyporales; Adustoporiaceae
Exons: 3
Coding region: 1-414 (137 amino acids)
Source: RefSeq, a predicted model, not a curated record
AUGGGCGGGUGCCCGGGCAAUUCGCUGAACAUUGCCACCCACUUCGGCAUCGUGGCCCUCACGGCCCUUGAGCGCCUCGCGCAGGACUGCGCGCGCAUCGACCUCACCGCAUACCUCGAGCUCCUGUGGAUGGUUGUGCUAGGCGCGUGCCCGGCUGACCUCGUCCAGGAGCUGCUCCUCAUCCUGCGCGAGCGGCUCGCAGGCGAGGGAGGCAAGGACGCUGCCCGGCGCGACAUGUACAAGGCCGCGCUUAGGACCGCGUUCGACUGUGCGAUGGAGGCCGCGGACGCGUGUUCCUGCAGAGGCGGAAAGCCUGGGAGGAUCGCACAGAGCGUGGUAGAAGAUGCUGAAUUCCGCGCAAAGAGCGAGUGCGACGAGGGAAUGUGUCAGAGUGCCCGGGCGCUUGCUGUGUAG